GCGGCUCACCAAAAUUGAUAACGCAUUGUCAGUUUGCAUUUAUACAUUGCCAUUUGUGCAUCUGACGACCUUAUAUCCAAAAGUACUUUUACAAAAUGUAUCUUAAAUUAAUAUGUGUAGCAGUUUUGUGUGGACUUCAAAUUGAUCUCUCUUACGGAUUGAAGUGCUACUCUUGCACCCAAUCUGGAGUUGACAAUGACCGGAAAUGUGAAACGAACCCAAAGUCAAUUCAAAACUCGGCUAUUAAUUGCAACAAAAAGUACUGCGUAAUUCGCAGAAUCGAGUUUGUUGAUCAGCCAAAAGGGCCCCUAUUUUCUUUCUAUCGCGGCUGUGAGCAGCGUCCUGACUUCAUUAACACGGAGAUAACUGAUUCACAAUUCAAAACUUAUUACCGGGCCUGCACUACAAAUUUGUGCAACGAUGGAGACGGCCGAACUGGCAGUGGCAGCGGGGGUGGCAUCAAUAGUGACGGAAGUGAUGGUGGAGGCGCGAUUAUGGUGCCAGGUAUUGGCGAAAACGCAUCUGCCAAUAUGGUCCCACUUGCUGGAAUGUCUUUAUUGGUUUUUAUUUUCACCAUUAAAUAUUUUCUGUGCUGAAAUAUAUUGUUAUAAUGAUAUAUUUAUAGUAAUGUUUCAUUAAAAUCAAGAUAUUUAUUUUUAUUUUAGAUUAAUUAAUACACAUGUAACACAAAGUUCCUGCAAAUUUUUGUCCGGGACGAAUAUUGAAUGAAAUGAUGAAAAUUUACUAAUUGUAAGUUCCCAA
This is a messenger RNA of Neocloeon triangulifer, 762 nucleotides long. RefSeq lists its product as uncharacterized. The transcript has 3 exons. NCBI's taxonomy places the organism in Eukaryota, Metazoa, Arthropoda, Insecta, Ephemeroptera, Baetidae. The record is from RefSeq and is a predicted model, not a curated record. The coding region runs from base 96 to 596 and encodes 166 amino acids.